AUGCCAUUACCAAAACGAGCCUGGACGGUCGACGACGUGGCGAGCGACGCUCCUCUCGGCUUCCCGCCGGCGAUACUCCAGGCGGCUCGCCCCUUCUCGCCUGCAGCAAUUGUCCGGAAGAGCAAAGUCCAGCGAAGGGUCCCGGUUGCCAUGCAUCUCAAACGAGAAACGCUUCCGACGAGCCUUGCCCAACCCUCGACUCCCGCAUCCGCACGCGGCAACAGCUUCGUCCAGUCUGGUGCCCAGAGCACCGCAACUCAAUGGCUCGUCGGCUACGAGCGUGCACACGCCAACGACCCCGGCAUCUCCGACAUGGUCCGCCGUACGCAGAGCGUGCGCCUCUUCUGCUUGCUCGCCUCGAUCGCAGCGCGCCGGAAAGCGCAUUUCGCCGGUGCUAGCUGGGUAGGCGCGCUACUGUAG
This is a messenger RNA of Lasiodiplodia theobromae, 420 nucleotides long. RefSeq lists its product as uncharacterized. The coding region runs from base 1 to 420 and encodes 139 amino acids. The transcript has a single exon. The record is from RefSeq and is a predicted model, not a curated record. NCBI's taxonomy places the organism in Eukaryota, Fungi, Ascomycota, Dothideomycetes, Botryosphaeriales, Botryosphaeriaceae.